This is a messenger RNA of Pyricularia oryzae 70-15, 631 nucleotides long. RefSeq lists its product as uncharacterized. The record is from RefSeq and is a predicted model, not a curated record. The transcript has 2 exons. Bases 95 to 631 code for a protein of 178 amino acids. Lineage: Eukaryota; Fungi; Ascomycota; Sordariomycetes; Magnaporthales; Pyriculariaceae.
GCAGCAGCAUCAACAACAACAACAGCAGUAGAACAAGCACCUAGCCAACCCGCCUCAAAAACCAAUCCUUUCCCCCAACUCCUCACGCCCCAAAAUGCUUCUCCCCCAGAUCACCACCAUCCUCGGCCUCGCCAGCCUCUCCCAAGCCGUCAACCUCCGCUUCUACUACUCAAACAACUGCUCGGGAAACAACGUGGUGUGCAGCAACAUCGCCCGCAACACGUGCUGCAACGGCAACGGCAUCAGCGUCUUCUUCGGCCUCAACCGGGCCGUCGAGGGCAGGGUGUACGACCGCGGCGGCUGCAACCGUCUGCGCGGGGUCAGGACCUCGGUCGGCUCUACCAGCUUUUGCCUCAGGCAGGGCAACGACGUCAUGACGGGGGCCCAGUGGCGGCCUCCGCCGAGCCUCAGGCUGGCUGCCGUGCCCGAGCAGCCCGAGGCUUGUCCGGCCGGCGGGGACAAGUGCGAGUCGUGGGCCAGGCCCGACGUGCUGGGUCUUGCCGACGGGACCGAGUAUGAGAUUGGGGGGUUGGAGGAGGCCCACCUUGCCCUUGCCGCCGACGGAAGCAUCUCGUCUGCCCAAGACCUCCCCGAAGAGUUCAAGUCGCUCGUCGUCACUACUACCGAGUAG